This is a messenger RNA of Meriones unguiculatus (Mongolian gerbil), 13686 nucleotides long. It is a transcript of the gene Ophn1, whose product is annotated as oligophrenin 1. NCBI's taxonomy places the organism in Eukaryota, Metazoa, Chordata, Mammalia, Rodentia, Muridae. The coding region runs from base 462 to 2945 and encodes 827 amino acids. Gene Ontology annotation, biological process: signal transduction. The transcript has 25 exons. Gene Ontology annotation, molecular function: GTPase activator activity; protein binding. The record is from RefSeq and is a predicted model, not a curated record. Gene Ontology annotation, cellular component: cytoplasm.
UGCUCCCCAGUUUCCGUAGGGAAGCGCCUGGCUACCACAGCUAUUGUGCAUAGCGCCGUCGCCUUCCUCUUCCCGCUGUAGCUGCUGUGUUGGGAGGAAAGCUACGUUUCCUUGGCGCCGGGCUUAACCCUCUAAGUGCCAAACCCCACAGCAUGCCGGCUCCCAGGAACAAGUAGGCGGUCUCUGCGGCUGCCGAGUUGUGGGCGAGGAGCCCCGAAGACCCGAGGAAGACAUCCGAAGGGAGCCCUUGCUCUCGGCCGGUUUCGGAGCUGGGGCUCGGCCAGCGUCAAGCCGUGGCAUUGGCUUUAAGAAGGGGGAGGGGAGACGCGGUACUCUGCGUAGGGAGCCUGGGAAGAAAGCCUUGGCUGGCUUGGGAGCGCGGAGAGGCGGCCCCCGCGUCCGCGCUCUCCCUGCCUCCACCCUGGGCCGUCCGGGACGCAGCGCUGUGCUUUGGGGAGGCGAUGACUAGGGUUGUGCUGCUCGCUAGGUUGCACCCUGCCGGCGUCAGCAGGCGUUGCCCCUCCGCUAUCAUAACCAUGGGGCAUCCCCCGCUGGAGUUCAGUGACUGCUACCUCGACAGCCCCGAUUUCCGCGAGAGGCUCAAGUGUUAUGAACAGGAGCUGGAGAGGACCAAUAAAUUCAUCAAAGAUGUGAUCAAAGACGGCAGCGCGCUUAUCAGUGCUAUGAAAAAUUAUUCUUCUGCGGUCCAGAAAUUUUCUCAAACACUGCAGUCAUUUCAGUUUGAUUUCAUCGGGGACACACUGACAGAUGAUGAGAUUAAUAUUGCGGAAUCAUUCAAGGAAUUUGCUGAACUGCUCAAUGAAGUAGAAAACGAGAGGAUGAUGAUGGUACAAAAUGCUAGUGACUUGCUGAUCAAGCCCCUGGAAACUUUUCGGAAGGAACAAAUAGGUUUCACAAAGGAGAGGAAGAAGAAAUUUGAAAAGGAUGGCGAGAGGUUUUACUCAUUACUGGACCGGCACUUACAUCUGUCAUCCAAAAAGAAAGAAUCUCAGUUGCUAGAGGCAGACCUUCAAGUGGAUAAGGAAAGGCACAAUUUCUUCGAGUCUUCUCUUGAUUAUGUCUAUCAAAUUCAGGAAGUUCAGGAGUCCAAGAAGUUCAAUAUCGUGGAACCAGUCUUGGCCUUUCUCCACAGCCUCUUCAUCUCCAACAGCUUGACUGUGGAGCUCACGCAGGAGUUCCUCCCUUACAAACAGCAGCUGCAGCUCAGCUUACAGAAUACAAGAAAUCAUUUCUCCAGUACCCGGGAAGAGAUGGAAGAACUUAAGAAAAGAAUGAAAGAAGCUCCUCAGACAUGCAAACUUCCAGGACAGCCAACCAUUGAAGGCUAUCUCUAUACACAGGAGAAAUGGGCUCUGGGGAUAUCCUGGGUGAAAUACUACUGCCGGUAUGAGAAAGAGAGUAGAACACUCACCAUGACACCGAUGGAACAGAAGCCAGGUGCUAAGCAGGGACCCAUGGACUUAACCUUGAAGUACUGCGUCAGAAGGAAGACAGAGUCAAUUGACAAGAGAUUCUGUUUCGAUAUAGAAACUAAUGAAAGACCAGGUACCAUCACUCUGCAGGCGCCUUCAGAAGCCAAUAGAAGGUUAUGGAUGGAAGCCAUGGAUGGGAAAGAACCAAUCUACCACAGCCCUAUAACAAAACAGGAAGAAAUGGAGUUGAAUGAAGUGGGGUUCAAGUUUGUUAGGAAGUGCAUCAAUUUUAUUGAGACUAAAGGGAUCAAGACAGAAGGGUUGUACCGUACUGUGGGCAGCAACAUCCAGGUUCAGAAGCUGCUCAAUGCCUUUUUUGACCCAAAAUGUCCAGGGGAUGUCGAUUUUCAUACUAGUGACUGGGACAUUAAGACAAUCACAAGCUCCUUAAAAUUCUACCUCAGGAACCUUUCAGAACCUGUCAUGACUUAUAAGCUUCACAAAGAGCUCAUCUCUGCUGCCAAAUCUGACAACCUGGAUUACCGUCUGGGGGCUAUUCACUCCCUAGUAUAUAAGCUACCAGAAAAGAACCGGGAGAUGCUGGAACUUCUUAUCAGACACUUGGUAAAUGUGUGCGAGCACAGCAAAGAAAAUCUUAUGACACCUUCCAAUAUGGGGGUGAUCUUUGGGCCCACCCUGAUGAGAGCUCAAGAGGACACUGUGGCUGCUAUGAUGAACAUCAAAUUCCAGAAUAUUGUGGUAGAAAUUCUCAUUGAACACUUUGGCAAGAUUUAUUUAGGUCCACCUGAGGACAGCCAGGUACCUCCAGUGCCUCCACCACGAGUGACAGCAAGAAGGCACAAACCAAUCACAAUCUCAAAGCGCUUGCUAAGAGAAAAGACAGUGUUCUAUGCUUCUUCCCUGGAUGAGAGUGAAGAUGAAACCCAACAUCAAACUCCUAACGGUACAAUCACUAGCAACCUGGAUCCCCCCAAGCUACCACAGCACCUCAAACCACCCAUGCAGAAAAGUGGGGAAACUGACCCUGGAAGAAAGUCCCCAUGCAGACCUGUUUCUGACUGCCAAUCAGAGCCCUGCCCGGAGGUGGAUGUGGGGAAAUUGGUAUUUAGGUUGCAGGAUGGAGGGACCAAGCCUACUCCAAAGGCCUCCAAUGGACCUGUGCCAGGAUUUGGACCCACAAAGACCUCCUCUUUCCAUAUAAAGAGACCAGCUCCCAGGCCAGUGGUUCACCACAAGGAAGGAGAUACUGACUGUUUCAGCAAAGUUCGCCCCCCAGGAGAAAAACAAACAAUCAUCCGUCCUCCAGUGAGGCCCCCAGACCCUCCUUGCCGGGCCAGUACUUCACAAAAGCCAGAGCCAAAGCCAGAAAUGUUGGCUGGCAAUGCAGGGGAAGUCCCAUCAUCCGUGGUGGCAUCCAGAACCAGAUUCUUUGAAACAGCUUCCCGGAAAACUGGAAGUUCUCAAGGAAAACUUCCUGGAGAUGAGAGUUGAGGCCACAGGUUGGAAAGGACUUGGCAUUGAGAGACCCUUUCCAGGUUGUGAAAGGGUCUACUUCAAAACUUUGUGAGCUAUCAGUACUGAAGAGCAGCUCAUUUCUGGCCUUGUAUUUUCAGUGUCUGGGAAGCUAUAAAAUAAGGAGCAGAUGUUGUAGACACAUGUUUUUUUUGUUUUUUUGUUUUUCUCCUUGUAUUUUGUCUUCAUCUCCCCAGAAUUUCUGUUGUGAGCAGCUCCUAGGACACUGGAUGGUUGGAUUUUCUCAAGCUCCAAGCUCUACUGAAGUGGAAAUACCCACUGACGUGUAUUGAAGAAGAGAGCCUAGUUUUCCAAUCUUCUCUGAACUUUUUCCUCAAAGGUCAUUGGAUUCUUCAUGAGUCAGAUUGAACUUAGGUAUCUUAUGUGAUCUAAAGACCACUUGAGUUGGGGGCCAUUGUUUAACUUAUUUGAAAGAGAGGAGGGAUGUUAGCUGAAUAUUAGAGAAUUGUGCCAUUUCUCUUUCUGAGGACAUGGACACUGACAAGUACCAGAUUGGCACCCUGGUACCAUGACAUGUUACUGAAAUUCAGUGAGGCCAGACCACAUGAGUAAUUCCCAGUGUCCUACCCCAGUAUAGGCUUAGGAUGGUAGCCUUUCUGCUUUUGCCUUCGAGGACAAAUCUGCUAAGCAUGUUUGCAUGUCAAAGCUUAGGCCUAUCUGGAUUUUCUUUCCUCCUACUUUCACCCAAUAGCUUCCUUUCCAGCAAUCAACAAAUAAAACAAAACAGAAAACAUUUCUGUUAAAAGAAAAAAAAAAGGUCAAAUGUUAGGAAACAUUGUUAAGAUUGUUAAGAUUGACUGAGUCCAAGGAAUUGUUACUCUUGCCUUUUAUUUUCUUCUAGCUUAUACGCCUUUUUAUAUCCUGAAAAACAAGCAAACAAACAAAGCCACAAACAAACAAAACCAGAUCUUAACCAGGUGCCCAUGGAUUCUGGAACUCCAUGAUGCCCCCAAGAUGACAUAUACAAUUCCAUGAGGGUAAUGCCUUUUCUGAGCAGAUGGUUCAUAACAUUCUACUGAAUUUCAAAUGGGACUGCAACCCAAUAAAGGUUAAGAACCAUAGUCUUUGAGAUAAAAGACUCUUUACAGCCCAUAAAGGAUUAGAAGGAACUUUCAAAAGCAUUUAUACUAACAACAGCUUGGUUUACAUGAAGAGCAAGUUAGUGACCACAACAGGACAAGAUCCCAGGUGUCUGAGCUCCUACAUAAGGUUCUUUUUAGUAUGCCACAUUUAUCUAGGAAAGGACUUUGUAGGUGGUGGCUUUAAUGGCCCUUUUGGGAGGUAUUGGCUUUUAUCCUCUUUCUUAAGCCUCUCAUAUUUGCCAGAGAGUAGAAAAUUUCAAGAUAUAAACCCUUGGUCCCUUUCAUUACUGUUGGAGUCACUGAAAAUGCACUAAAACAAAAGUGCAGUACGUGGAGAAUCUGAGGAUUAGACAUUUCUGAGCCCUGUUUUUCAGAGUGCCAAUGCUCCUGUUUCAGUGCAGAUGACCAGGCUUCCAAGGCUAGUGGGGCUCUUAUUGAGCUCUGCUCUUAGAGCGGUAUCCUCUCUGUUAAUGAGUGAAAGCACGCAUAUGUGCAGAAUUUGGUCACAGGACUGGAUCAGUAGGGCUUCGGAUCCAUGGAAGUUUAUAAAGAGAGUCUGAAUCUGUGUUUAUUGUGUGUAUGUAAAAUACCAUGGUAAACACUAAAAAUGUUAAAUACUAUUGAAAAGCAGAGAAAGACAUUGCAAUUCCAAUAGAAGUGUCUAGAAACUUCAUGCUGUGAUUGCUGUGUUACAUGGGACAUGGAUGAAAACUCAGCUGAGGAAGGCGGGGGCCAUCCAUUUUGGAGGCCAGGGAGAAGUUAAGUGUGGUAGUUUUGCAUCUUCAGUUAACUCUCUUUAAAGAGGGAAAUAAAGCCUCGCUCUUUGGCAAUCUGCUUUAAAAAGCAAAAUGUUCUGUGGUGAAGCAUACUGUCACAAAAUGGGACUGGCUUAGCCUAUGCUUGAUGCGUAGAUACUCACUCAGAUAAGGUUAUCAGAAGAGGUGAUGAUGUGAGGAGCAACUAUGGGAAGUCAAUAGCAACCCUCACAAAAAAGAUAAGAGAACUGUUAAGUUUUGAAUUGAUAGUGACAACAAAAGUGCUAACACUUAUUAAGCACCCACUAAAUACUAGGUCAUUCAAAACCUAUUCUUUCCUCCUGGUAACAAUCAUGCAAGUACUCAUCCCCUUGUACAGAUUAAGAAAGUACCCAGUUGCAUUAAAUUAGUGGCUCUACCACAGGCAUGUGUGAUUUGCACCCAAGCCUUUCUGAAUUUGCACCUUGUGUAAUUUUCCCUAUGUCAUUCUAAGGUGGGUAUCUAAACAGAGGCCACAUUACCAGAAGUGGAUUGACACUUGAUUCCUAUGUUCCUAAUACAGAAUACACUGAGGAAAGGAAAGCAGUGAGGGAGGGAAGUGGUGCAAGUCCACUUCAUAAGGCAGUAAAACAUAGGUUGAAAGGUAAUUCAAAGUUGAGCUUACCUAUUUGGUAAGACGUUUUAAAAAGUCACCCAAUCUCACCUUGUGAACUGAAGAAUUUGUUAUGAUUAGUAGCUGUGAAUUCUUUGCCUUGGUCAUUUUUUUUAAAGAGCAUGUCACGGUUUUAUCCAGAAGGCUGGUGACAUCCACACAUGUAGUCUGAGCAGGAAGGUUCGCUGUGCCUCCAUGGAAUUUGAUGUCCUAGGGUAAUAUGCCUACAAAGUGUUUCUGUGGUAAAAGCAAAAUCAGGUCAUUUAAUAAAAUAAAUUUUUAUUGAAUUAUUUUAUUUCAAGUUGCAAAAGAGGUGUUAUGAAGUAUCCAGAUACCACAGGACACAAUUAAGUUUUCAAUUUAAAUAGUAAAAUAGUGUCAUGCAGACUACUUAUGAAAUAAUGGGCUACAAUAGAGAAGCAUCUUUCCAUUUUCAAGACUUUCCUUUAUUCCGUAAGAACUACAAAAAGUAAAAGAAUUAGUUCAGCGACUUGUAAAAUAAUUGCUUUUGAGAGAACAUAGAUCAGUGAAGCUGUUAUUAAAGUAGCAGCAGACAAGUGGCCUUGACACAUUAGAAAGAUUUAGAAACAGCAGCAGCAGAAAAUCCAGAAAGAAGCAAAAUAACUUGACAAGAUAUUUUCAAUGAAGAGAAGCCUCCAUUUUCAUAGAGAAAUGCAGUACUUUAUGUCGUGGACACUUAUAGAGACCUUAAAAGAUUGCCUAUAUGGUUUCAUUUCUAUGUGAAAUCAGAGAAAAGAAUGAGAUCCCUGAACCCAUUGAUGUGAUUUUUCAAUAAAGUGUGCAGUUUCUCUUGUAUAGAUGUCCUCCAUCUGCAGACUCGUCAUGGAAAUCUUUCAGUCUAUAAGUAUUGAUGGCCCACCCACUACCUACUACUUAUGGUCCUUUGUAAAAGCCUAAGGAGAACUCAGUGUAAAGAUUUUUAUUGUUUUGGACCUUAGAGUCUUGAUCUAUUCUCCACUUUGCAACAUAGCUUUGUCAUUCUUUCAGGCCUCAAAAUGUCAACAUGUGAUAGCUGGUGUGAUUUUCUUUUGUAGAUAAGGAAACUUGAGGCCUAGGGAGGUGAAAAAGAAAAUGUUCAUAAACAGACUCUAGAAAUUGAUACAAAUCCAAGAUUGGAAACUAAAGAUGGCUAUUUACCAGCUGUUCCAAGAUACAAGUGAAAAUGAAUCCCAGGGCCAGAGAGAUGGCUCAGCGGUUAAGAGCACUGGUUGCUCUUCCAGAGAUCCUGAGUUCAAUUCCCAGCAACCACAUGUUGGCUCACAACCAUCUAUAUAUGUAGUCCCAUGAGAUGCAAUGCCUCCUUUUGGUGUCCAGAAUUACAUGCAGAAAAAAAAGCUAUACAUAAAAUUCAUAAAUAAAUAAACUUUAAAAGAAAAUGAAUCACUACUGUAACUGUGAAUGUUUAGAAAUAGGAUCAAUGAAAACAUAAGUAGCAGCAUUGACAUUACCUGGGGACUUGUUAGAAAUGCUGAUUCUUGGGAUCUACCCUAGACAUCUGGAAUAAGAAUCCGUAUUUUAACAAGACCCCACAAGAGAUUUCUAUGCACAUUAAAAAUUUUGAGAAACACUUGGUUUAGUCUGAUCUAAUAUGCUGAGAAUCCAUAACUGCCUGCUUCUUACAUUGGUUUGCACAUGGCCUGUGACUUUAUUGACAAGUGAAUGAAGUUUCUCUACAUCCAAGAAUAGCGGAGAGAGUAUAGAGAAUAAACAACCUGAAAGUUACUUGGCUGGCAAACUGUAACGGAAGCAGUAGAAAGAAAACAUGUGGCACUGAGAAUGAACUCUUCUCAUGAUGUCUAUGGUCAUGAGUCAUCUUUGUCAUUCCUCUCUGAGAUGCUGAACAUGUCAUUCACAUUGUCUACCUUUUCUCUCAAUGGGACUUUUCAAUUUUUAUACACAGACUUUGAUAUAAUGAAAAUGGACAACUCUGCUGGUCUUUGGCCAGUUUAGGCAUCUUCAUUUCACAUAAGAAAAACAAUACUGGUACUUUUGCCGUCUAUCCUGUUUGCCCUGCUGAAAAAAAGAUUAAGCAUCUUCCCUAGGGUCAUCAUUGUUGUUUAGCUAGGGCUAUAGAUUUUAGUGUGUUUAUCCUAUAUUAUAAGGCUAAUAUCAACUUAUAAGGGAAUAUAUAUCCUUUCUGUUUUUCUGUUUCUGAGUUACCUCACUUAGGAUGAUCUUUUCUAGUUCCUACCAUUUGCCUGCAAAUUUCAUGAUUUCCUUGUUUUAAUUGCUGAGUAGUAUUCCAUUGUGUAAAUGUACCACAAUUUCUGUAUCCAUUCCUCCAUUGAGGGACAUCUAGGUUGUUUCCAGAUUCUGGCUAUUAUGAAUAGUGCUGCUACAAACAUAGUUGAGCAAAUGUCCUUAUUGAAUGGUGGGGCAUCUUUUGGGUAUAUGCAUAGGAAUAGUAUAGCUGCAUCUUGAGGUAGCACUAUUUCUAAUUUCCUGAAGAAAUGCCAGAUUAAUUUCCAAAGUGGUUGUACAAGGUUACAUUCCCACCAGCAAUGGAGGAGGAUUCCCCAUUCUCUACAUCCUCUUCAGCAUGUGUUGUCACUUGAGUUCUUGAUCUCAGCCAUGCUGAUGGAUAUGAAGUGAAAUCUCAGGGUUGUUUUGAUUUGCAUUUUCCAAAUGACUAAGGAUGUUGAGCAUUUCUAUGAGUGUUUCUCUGCCAUUCGAUAUCCCUCUGUUGAGAAUUCUCUGUUUAGCUACAAGGAACAGGAAAGUAUCCUUCCACAGAGGACCUCCAAAAGACUCUACCCACCAGGAUAUCAAAGGACACACUGAGACUCAUAGCCAAAUUUGAGCAGAGUGCUGGAAUCCUUAUGGAAGAAGAGGGAGAAAGAAAGACCUGGAGGGGACAGGAACUCCACAAGAACAACAGAGCCAAAAUACCUGGGCCUGCAGUGACUGAUACUCCAACUAAGGACCAUGCAUGGAGAAGAUCUAGACCUCCUGUUCAAAGAAAGCCCAUUGGCUUCUCAGUUCCCAACUGGGUUUUCUAGUAAGGGGUACAGGGGCUGCUUCUGACAGGAACUCAGUGGCAGGCUCUUUGAUCACCUCCACCUGGGGGCAGAGUGCAGCCUUGCCAGUUCACAGAGGAAGAUGAUGCAGCCAGCCUUGAUGAGAUCUGAUAAAAUAGAAGGGGAAGAAGUCUAUCAGUGGACUAGGGAAAGGGCAUAGGGGGAGAAGAGGGAGGAUUCAUGGGACUGAGAGGAGACAAGGAGGGGCUGCAGUGCACAUACAAAGUGAACAAAUUGUAAUAAAUAAAUAUGUAAAUAAAGUUAAAUAAAAAAAGAAAGGCAAUACUGGGAGAAAAUUUUGAUCAUAUCAAGGCAGCAUUAACAGAUAUUGUAAAAGACCAGAAGUGUGGCUAGUUAACUAGCUGGAAAUUGGUUUUCAAAUUAAAGUAUAACAAAUUAUGCUGAAAUUCAGCUGCUUCAUGCCACAGACUCGAUUUAUCAACCCAUACUGUGGCUAAAGCUUUUUUUUUUUUUUUUUUGCUUAUAGUAACUUUAUUUUUCCCUUUUAUUUUUAAUUAUUUUUUUUACUUUUUAUAUUAUUUACAGUUUAAUAACUUUGUAUCCCAGCUGUAGCCCCCUCCCUCAGUCCCUCCCAAUCCCACCCUCCCUCCCUCAUUUCCUCUCUGCCCCUCUCUAAGUCCAGUGAUAGGGGAGGUACUCCUCCCCUUCCAUCUGACCAGCUUUUCUUGCAUGAUUUAAUAAAAAGAUUUCUUGCCUUUGGGGGAUGAUUUGAUAGUGGGAGAAGGAACUUAUAAACAAAGGGGAAUUUCCUACUUCUUAUCAUCUGCUACUUACCUCUCCAGCUGCGUAUAAUGACCAUUUUUGGAAAGCUACUGGCUAAAAGGUAACUUUUAUAGGUACAGAAACAAGCUCAGAGAGAGAAUUAGACUUGCAAAGCCACCCACCAUAGCCAAGGGUAAAAACUAGGUGUUCAUGGUACCAGCAGACAGGAGUUUCCUUGGGUUAACGGUAUGCCAGAGGCUAGUCUAGACACCUGCUCCCAACAGCUGGACACCCACGCAGAAGAGGAGUGCUGUACUUGUCAUUCUGGUGUUUGUUUCUAUCAGGUAUCCACAAACAUUACUUUGUUUAAGUUUCACACAGCCCUUAUCACCUUAUCAGAGCAGGUGUGAUUUUUUCCCAUUUUGUUGAUGCUCAGAAGGGUGUCAGAGUAAGAAACAGAAUGGGCCUUCAUUUUUUCAACUCCUCCUAUGCUGCACUAUUUCUUUAGAGGAGAUGAGGCUGAAAUGCAGAGCCCUAGUCUUUCUCCUGGGGAAUGUAACAGGUUCUAAGUUCUUAAUUGCUUCAAUUCAGUUUUUUUUUUUUUUUUUUUUUUUUUAAACCAGGUUGACUUUUUUUUUUUUUUUCUGUUGGAGCACAGAACAGUUUCAUGACUUAAAGUUUGAAGAACACCCUUAGGUUCUUUAAAUCAUCUUGUCCUCACAACAGCCACUUCAGGGAACAAAGUUUUAUUUCCCAAUUUGAGGCACUUGCUGAUCUUCCAUGGGACCUGGAUUCAGUUCUCAGCAGUUCACAACUGGCUAUAACUCCAAUUCCAGGGGAUCUGAUGAUGUCCUCUUCUGGUCUCUGAAAGUACCAGGCAAGGAUGCGGUUCACAUACAUGCAUUCAAGUAAAACAUGCAUAAACAAUAGAUCCAACUUUUUAAUUAUCAAAAAUUUACCACUUGUUCAUAUAUUGUCAUCUCACUGUUUCUGUUCAUCAGAAGUUUUCCUAUACAAGGGUUGGAUUUGUUGAGUGGUUAUCAUCUGAGAUACACAAUUCUCUUUUAAAUUCAAUCAAGGUUGUUAGCGUAAUUUAGUUUCUUCUGGUAAGACUGAAGUCUUUAAACAUUUUAGUUUCUUUUUGUUUAAAAAUUUGAUAUACAAUAUAUUUUUAUCUCUCUCUCAAAAAGUAACUUGCAAAAUAAAAAACCAGUAAGACAAAAAAAUAACAAAAUAAAAACUAGCUCCAUUUUUAAGCCAACUCCUCAAAUCACCUUUUUGUUUCUGUCUACUUUUCUUUUGCUUCCCUUUUGCCUCUUCUGUUUAGAGCUCACCUCAUAACAAUUAUUUAAUCUGAUAAAACCAGAAUUUUCUCUGUAUCUUCAUAUCUACCCCAGCAUUAAUUACAUAUUAAUAUUACUUUUGUAACAAAUCAAUUUGGGGUAUGGAAUUCUCUUAGGGGACAUAAUAGAUGCUUGCAAAAUGUAUGAAAUAGCUAGCUACAGCAUCCUUGCCUUCUGUUUUCCUAAAGAUGUGAGAUGGUAAGUAUAUUUUCUAUUGCCAUAUCAUUUGGUUGUAGUUGUAGACACUUGUCUACUAAGGGAAAAUGUGUUUUUAGGUUCUUUGAAUUUGUCUUACUAAUAUUCCUAUGAGGUACCUCUUGACACUAGCCCAUUUUAUAAAGGAGAACACUGAGACACAGAAUGUUUUAAACAUUUACCCAAAUUUCCACAGUCAGGAUAUAGUGAAUUAAGGAUUAAAAUCCAGACCAUUCUUUUUACUAUCUACUGAGAAAAGUCUAAUUUAUCAACUUGGGAAAUUCCAAUGCUGGGGAGAUAAAGGCAAAUUUGAUUUUCAGGAUGUUCUAUGCUUAUUCCCUUUGUCCUCACAUUUUGGUAACACAGUUGUGUUAUCAAUACAAAUGAAAUUCUUGAAGAAGUCUGUGAAAUAUGGCAACUUGCUAGGUUUUAUAUGGUGGAGUGAAGGUGCAGUCUCUGUUUUCAGAGACUCAAAGGUGAUAGUCUGUGAUGGGUAAAGUCAGAAUGGAGCAGCACCAGGAUUGUGUUCCUGAGCAGUAUUUCCACUUGAAAGUUUUUAUUAAAUAGGGGGAUUUUCCUAUUGAAGUAUGGGUUCUCUGUCACUAUAACAAAUACCAGAUAAUCAACUUUGUUUUGUCUCACUUUUAAUGUUUUCAGUUCAUGGUCAUUUGGACCUGUUGCUUUGAGUAAAACAUAAUGGGGGGAGCGGGAGUACAUGGUAGCGAAAACUAGGACAGAAUAGGAGGGUGCUCAAGUCAUACCCUUAUUCACUGAAACUCCACCCUCAAUGAUAUGGUGACUUCCCACUGGUCCUCACUCACAAAGCAGCCACCAACCUCCCAAAAGUAACAUAAUGGUGUCCUCACCUUUAACACAUGAGCCUUUGGAGGACAUUCGAUAUCCAAAGAGCUUACAUUAAUUUCUCUGAACUCUAUAGUCUGACUAUGCAGACCCUCAGAAUUCCUGCCAAAAUUUCACCUAGAAGUGAAAAUAAAAUGAAGUUUUUUUUUUUUUUUUUUUUUUGCUCUGACAGUGUAGCUACACAGUAGCCAUCUUUCACCAUUUUCUCCUUUUCCACUAGUAUUGUCAAUCCUACAUUUAUUCCUGGUUUCUGCUUUUCCAACAACUACUACCCAAAAUACUGGAACGAGCCAUCCUACUACUGUUAAUCCCAUCAUGAUGUGAGAUAGGUGGGGUAUGGCCAACAUCAGUCAUGAUUAUUCCUUAUCUCCUCCUUAUACUUACUAUUAUCCUAUAAGAUUCAGAAUUCUUCCCCAGUUCUAGGCCUGAGAUCAAGGCAUACUUAGUGUGAUAUUGACUCCCUCUACUACUCCCUUGACUUAUUUUGCAGACAUUGCUGGUCAGAUUCUGACAUUUAUGUUCACACCUUCAGAAGCACUCACCCCCAGUAACACUCACUCACACACAUACACACACACACACACAAACACACACAAUCUCUAUAAAUCAUAAUCUUUGCCUUCAUUACUCAUGGUUCUCUGUAUUUCUAUGAUUAAGAGUAACAGAACUUUUCCCAGAAAGUAUCUAUUUUAAAUAAGUUUCUUGGUUGGGCUUGGACUUUGCAUCUGCUUUUCAGUGCUGUGAUUUUGUCUGGCUUGAAUCUGUUCAGGUGUUGGGAAUGCUGUCACAGUCUCUGUUAACUUCAAACGUGAAUCAAUCCUGUUGUGUCUCUUUCUUUGAAAUCACUCUGGCUCUUACAAUCUUUCUACCUCAUUGUCUACACAGAUUUUUGAACCUUGAAAUGAGAGCUUUGACACAGACAUAACAUUUAGGUCAGUGCUCCAAAGUCUGUAUCAGCUUUCUUUAAGUCAAUGGGUAUGUGAAUUAUGCUCCAUGGAGCUCCAGGCCCAACACAAAACAAACUCCAGUUUUGGUAUAUUUCAUUUUAUUUUGUUUGGAAUUUUUGUCUUAUAUUUUAAUUUUUAUAUUAAUUACAGUUUAUUCACUCUGUAUCCUGGCUGUAUCUCCCUCCCUCAUUCCCUCCCAAUCCUACCCUCCUUCCCUCAUCUCCUCCCAUGCCCAUCUCCAAGUCCACUGAUGGGGGAGGUCCUCUACCCCUUCCAUCUGAACCUAGCCUAUCAGGUCUCAUCAAGACUGGAUGCACUGUCUUCCUCUGUGGCCUGGCAAGGCUGCUUCCACAUGGGGGUGGGGUUUGAUCAAAGACCAGCCACUGAGUUCAUGUCAGAGACAGUCUCUGUUCCCCAUACUAGGGAACCCACUUGGAUACUGAGCUGCCAUGGGCUACAUCUGUACAGGGGUUCUAGGUUAUCUCCAUGCAUGGAUGGUCCUUGGUUGGAGUAUCAGUCUCAGAAAAUACCCCUGGGCCCAGAUUUUUUGGUUCUGUUGCUCUCCUUGUGGAGCUCCUAUGCCCUCCAUGUUUUUCUAUCUCCCCCUUUCAUAAGAUUCCCUGCACUCUGCCCAAGGUUUGUAUAUGAGCCUCAGCAUCUGCUUUGAUACACUGCUGGGUAUAUUCUUUCAGAGGCCCUCUGUGGUAGGCUCCUGCCCUGUUUUCUAUUUUCUCCCUCUUCCAAUGUCCAUUGUGUUUGCCUUUCUGAGUGAGGAUUGAUCAUAUUACCCAGGGUCCUCCUUCUUGAUUAGCUUCUUUAUGUAUACAGAUUAUGGUAUGUUUAUCCUAUAUUAUAUGCCUGAUAUCCACUUGUAAGUGAGUAUAUACCCUGUGUGUCUUUCUGUUUCUGGGAUAUCUCACUCAAGAUGAUCUUUUCUACAUACCACCAUUUGCCUAAAAAUUUCAUGAUUUCCUUGUUUUUAAUUGCUGAGUAGUAUUCCAUUGUGUAAAUGUACCACAAUUUCUGUACCCAUUCUUUCAGUUGAGGGACAUCUGGGUUGUUUCCAGGUUCUGGCUAUUACAAAUAAAGCUGCUAUGAACAUG